AUGGCUCAACUUGAUCCCACCAACAAACAUGGAGACAAUGCCAGAACUCCUACCAUCCCGAGUGUCGAUCAACUUCUCCGAGGUGCAACAGGAGAAACAACAGAUUUGUCACUAACCAUGUUGCCUACAUUAAGAAGGGAGGACGAGGUGGAUGAAGAUCCUUCUUGCCACCCUCAAAAGAAAUCAGUGCUUACCAAAGUGAAAGAGAAGGCAACAAAACUACGACAUAAAAAAAAGGAAGAGAUAAACGAAGAAUAGGAAAGACACUAUGGUCAUCAAAGAUUCACCUACAAGAAUCUAUAUAAAGCCACCAAAGGUUUCCAAGAGAAAGAGCUUCUUGGAGCAAGAGGUAUCGGAAAAAUAUACAGAGGAAAAACUGCUUCUGGUGUAGAAAUUGCAGUGAGAAUCUCCCUCAGUUCAAAACAAGGAAUGAAAGAGUUUGCAGCUGAGAUCAUAAGCAUGGGAAGGCUAAGGCAUAGGAAGUUGGUGAAGCUUCUAGGGUAUUGCAGGCGGAAGGACGAGCUUCUUUUGGUAUAUCUUGACUAGCUUUUAUUCAGGAACAAGAAACCAAAUCUUGAUUGGCCUCAAUGAUUUCAUAUCAUCCAAGGAGUGGCAUCAGCUCUCUACCUCCAUGAAGAAUGGGAGCAAAUUGUGCUGCACAGAAAUGUAAAAGCUAGCAAUGUUCUGUUAGACACAGAUCUCAAUGGGUGGCUAGGAGAUUUUGGCCUAGCUAGAUUAUAUAACUAUGAAACCAAUCCGUAAACCAUGCACCUGGCUGGAACCACAGGCUAUCUAGCAUUGGAGCUUACAAGAACUGGAAAGGCAACAAAGAGUAUGGAUAUGUUUGCUUUUGGAGUUUUAAUGCUUGAGGUAGCUUGAAAAAAGUCAAUAGAGGCACAAACGCGGCCAGAAGAUCUCAGUUUGGUUGAGUGGAUUAUUGAGUGCUGGAAAAGGACUGAAUUUUUUGACUGAUAAUAGUCCUAUUCUACUUAAACUCUUUAGCAUAUUAGUCAAUAUAUGUGAUUGUUUGCUGAAAUCCAGAAAGGACUGAAUCUUCAUCAGUGCUACAAUAGCUACAUAUAUACAAUCGAUAAAAUGAAAUUAUUGAUUACUGAAGAAAAGGACUAUUCAUUUUUGUUGCUAA
This is a messenger RNA of Carica papaya (papaya), 1144 nucleotides long. Lineage: Eukaryota; Viridiplantae; Streptophyta; Magnoliopsida; Brassicales; Caricaceae. The record is from RefSeq and is a predicted model, not a curated record.